GAUGACAACAUAUGGCAAUUUUUGUUUCCCCUAACGGUCGUGUUUUUCGGUCGUAUUAUAGUUUUAUUUGUAUGACAUGCCCCCACCUUUCUAUGAAUGCCUUUUCACUAGCCUUAUUAGUUGACCUUUCAAGUUAUUUUCAUCAAGCCUCUAGCAAAGUUUGAAAACUUUGUUUGACAAUUUAGGUCUUUGCAGUUACCGCCUUUCUCCGCCCUAUUUAUAGUGAAAUACCUGAACACAAACCCAAAUGACUCAAAGCAUGGCUUAAAAGCUUCUCGUCAACACUCUUAUCAAACACUUACAAGUACAACGAAAUGAUAAAUCUACAAAAACUACAAAUGAAUUAGAAAAAAAAAUUAUGUGCGACUCAGCUGGUUAAUUUUAGAACAGCAAACAAAGUUCGUGUCAACAGUUUUUAAAAUUUUUGUUGCACCACAUAAAUCAUGUCAAGUUGCUGUUGAAGGUACCCGCGCGAUGUUUUUUUAAAAAUGCAAUUUCGAACCCUUGUCUUUCGGGAGAAUACGGGGGGGUUUUCUCAACGUACUGUCGUCAUCUAGUGGUUCGUGACUCAGGCAAGGGGAGUGCUUAGCAAAUUCUUCAAGCAUCACGAAACAACGGGACAGUGAACACUUUACCGAAUGACGGGCACUUGUCACCCACGUCUGUGUAUUGAAAUGUGAUCGGAGCUAAUUAAAAAAAAUCUUUGUUGGUUUUUCUCUUGAUUUGGCGUUUAUUUGCAAGUGAGUGAAGAAGCCGGCACUUGGCAAAGAGGAUGGCUCUCACUUUGGAAGAAGCAAACUUUCGGAUGUGCUAAAGUGUGGAGCUUUUGUGGAGGCCCUCCAGCCCUCCCCCAACAAGCUAUUAUUUCUGUAUACUGCAGUACAGCCAGUAGGGAUGCAUAUUAAGCCCGGUGUAAACAAUCAUUUUAGAGCGGUAUGAGCCACACUUCUGCAAAUACUGAAUAUUCAAAUCUCGCUUAAGUUUGGUUAAUGCGGCGGCGGUAUUCGCCAAAGGCUCUCCCACGAAUCUAAUGAUCAAAAAAUAUUUUCCAAAAAAUACUCUCUUGCCCGGAUGCCAUGGUAGGCUACGAAGAAUGUUGUGAGAUUACAGCGAACGUUGGAGGCUAAUUUGUCGUUUUCUCUAAGUGUAUUCAGCUUUCAUUGCUCAGCUAAUAAAACUACAAUGAAGUUUAAUAAACUAAAUCGAACUUACGACGCCGUCUCAAGGUUUAAUAACCCGGUCUUUUGUGGCCCGUACAUGCGAUCUCAAAAGGUGAUGUUUACUUUGUGGUUGCAUUUUGGCGAUGCAUUGAUACACGAUCAUUGAAACUAGUUGAAGGCCUAGAGUUUUGCACACAGGCCGAUGCUCAUUAGCUCUCUUCAAAACAAAGGCCACUACAACUCUAGAACGUAUUCACUGGGGAGAAAUUGUCAGGGCUGACAUUCUAUUGUGUUUAUACAUCGCACUGUGGUCCGCUGUUUGCUAGUUUUCAAGAGCCUUGCAUGACACUAAGGAUCAAUUCAAUACUGACUAUAAAUACUGAGUUCUACAAAUCAGAAUACGCGUUGUCCAAUUACAUCGGGGUAGCCCUCUAUCAAAGCGUAUUAGCUGGACAAUAAAGUACUUGAAUGAAAUUCAAUCAACAAUCCAGUGUCAAGUUUUCUCGCCUUUACAAAAUCGCAAAAUCCCCGACCGGCAGUUUUUGAAAUGUUGAAUCUUUAAACGAAAAAAAGUUUUUUUUGCAAGUAAAAAGAAAAACUCAUAUUAGAACCUUAUUUUCUGUCUUUACUUUCCGCUCUUGUUAACGCUGGUUACGUUUCCUGUUGAAGAUAGAAAGUACUCCUGUGGAUCAGUUACUUUCGCACUUUCCGGGUUGCUUCCUAUAAGGGAAAAAAUGGCCACGUAAAACUGUGGGGGAAUAAUUAGUUCAUGAUACGGAGGACAAAAGAAUCGGCGUCACAACCAACCAUUGACAUUUCCAGAGUAUUUCUCUGUUGGACAAUUGAAAGCGUUAAAAUGUAAUUAAUAUAGAUAUGAGUUUAUUUAUAAUAGAGGCGCGCGCUGAUUGGCCGAUCGUCAUAUGAAUUGCAAGGGUUAGUUUGUAAAGCCGGUCGGUGACGCAGACAGUCAUUAGUGUUAGCUCACACUGUCGAGAUCGGACGUCCCGUUACAUUCACUGCUGACUGUUGAUCAAGGCUUAGCUCUCGAGAAACACAUUGUACACCUGAUUUACAAAACGCAAAGAGGGAAGAAAUCGCGGCCAACAUGGAUUCACCCACCCAUUCACCAGAUCCCAGCGAUUUGAAUAACAACACUGAAAUUAAGAGGGAGCCUUCCCCGGACCGCUCUAUCGACUCUCCCGAAGAGAGCAACAACGAGAGCGAGGAGCUCAAGAAGCGAAAGCAGAGGCGCCAAAGGACGCACUUCACCUCCUUCCAACUGCAACAGCUCGAAGGCACAUUUGGUAGAAACCGCUACCCUGACAUGCAGAUGCGCGAAGAGAUCGCCCUCUACACGAACCUGACCGAGGCACGCGUUAGGGUGUGGUUCAAGAAUCGCCGAGCCAAAUGGAGAAAGAAGGAGAAGAAUAACCCAUCGAUACUCGGCCAAGACAAGACAGGACCGAUGAUUCCAAGCCUGAACGGCUUCUUCGAGGGUUCAUGCAACACUGGAGUGCGCUAUGACACAAGUGACAACCCCGGGGCGAUGUACACAAGCUAUAGCCCCAACUACUGGAAACAGAGUUCACCUAGCCUCACUGCCUACAACUCGCUCUCCCAGUCGGGAAAUACGCUCGGCUACAACUCGUUUUCUCCACCUCACGUUGCACCACCGAUCUCGACUCCAUUAAGUUUCACAACGCCAAUUUCCAGCGACAGCCCGCCUUACCCGCCGUCAACUGUAGCAGUUGGUUAUCCCCCGAGUUACCCUAGCUACCCCGAACAGAACAUUUACAUCAAAACGAAACCUUCAAGUAUGAAUCACCACCCGAACUACCCUCAACCCUCGCACUACAGUUCAUAUCCCUACGGAGUUGCAGAGAUCCCGAUAUAGAAGCAGAGGGACCAUAUUUUUGCGCUGUCUUUAUCACAAGGAUAUCGCGAGGGACGAAGCUACGAACUUUGGCCGAUGCACAUCGUGCCAAGGAAAACGUUCUUCUGUAAGACAGACGUGCGCCUAUUUCCUCGACUAAGAGGGUUUAAAACUCUCGAACUAGGGUUUAGCGCCCUGAAAAGUGCAAAUGUGGCAAUAUUUUUAUGGCAAAAGAAUGUUAAGUGUUCGGGUGUGUUUUAUUGGACCAAAGAAGUGAAACUCGGUCCUAAAAUGGUUAUGUAGUUCGAUGUUUUAUUUAACAGUGUUAGAUCUUCUACAUUAGAUAGAAAGAAAUCUUGUUUAAUUCAUUGUACAUAUAGCAAUAUUAGCAUAGAAAGUUCUUUCAAGUUUCGAGAGAGUAUCGCUUAGCGAACACUGAAAUUUCCGUAGUUUUUCCAUGGAGUGAACCGCGAAGUUUUUGUUGCAAAAAAAAAAAAACAUGAAAAAACAAAUAACGCCGAUCAACUCUGAACUUUUUUCUGUAUUUACUGGAAGUUAAUUCAAGUAAAUCUUCAAUGAUAUUCAACUAAGAACACGUUGAUACCCAAGUAAGUGUGUGUUAAUAAUGGUUUUGUUCUAAAGUCGUGUAUUUCGCGCGCCCCUAAUCCCAAAUAGAAUUGAGAAUGUUAUUAACCCGGGAUGUACAUAAACCCGGAAAGAGAAUAUUCCCAGAUCAACAGUUUAGUUUUGUUUAACGCGCGUUAGAAUCUUGAGCUUUACUUUUGCACUUUAAUAAGUCAUUGUUGCCCGCCCAUACAGACGGCCCAAACAGAAGAUUUCAACAAAUUUCACAAAUUCAGAUGCUGAUCGCGAAAUACUCCUAAAAUUCAAGUCACCAGUUAAACCAAGUAAAUAUGUAUUAAAUUAUAUUCUAAUAAAAGAAUGAAUUUGAGUAUCAA
This is a messenger RNA of Nematostella vectensis (starlet sea anemone), 3992 nucleotides long. Its product is annotated as pituitary homeobox 2. Gene Ontology annotation, biological process: anatomical structure morphogenesis; regulation of transcription by RNA polymerase II. The record is from RefSeq and is a predicted model, not a curated record. Bases 2266 to 3054 code for a protein of 262 amino acids. Lineage: Eukaryota; Metazoa; Cnidaria; Anthozoa; Actiniaria; Edwardsiidae. The transcript has 3 exons. Gene Ontology annotation, molecular function: DNA-binding transcription factor activity, RNA polymerase II-specific; RNA polymerase II cis-regulatory region sequence-specific DNA binding. Gene Ontology annotation, cellular component: nucleus.